Molecule: messenger RNA, 496 nt
Organism: Ruditapes philippinarum (Manila clam)
Lineage: Eukaryota; Metazoa; Mollusca; Bivalvia; Venerida; Veneridae
Exons: 3
Source: RefSeq, a predicted model, not a curated record
AUAAAAUGUGUAUCUAGUGUACAGAAGGCGUUGCAUUCCUUGUGUAAAGGGGUUUAUUUGUCAUUAUUUUUUAAUCAUUUGCUUAUAGAAUGUCAAUUUCCUGUGACUAAACGUACACGGAUAUUAGAGGAUAUGGAUGGAUAUAGCAUCAGAUUAUAUGCCUGUGUCUUAAUCAUAGGGAGUUUAUGGGGUGUUUCCGGUCGUGACAUCAUAAACUACACCCAACCUGCCACUCUUAACCGGGCUGUGAUAUUACCAUGCCGACUGCCAAUGCAUGAGAGCGAAAAUGUCAACGUUCGCUGGUAUAGCGACAAAGAUGGCUGGCUGACUUCCGGUACAACAGUGUACACACACCAUACUGAAAUAGAAAUUAUGAAACCUGCACCGAAUGAGUGGAAUCUGUUUAUCAAGAAAAUGACUAAGUCGUUUGAAGACACUUACACCUGUAAAACUGAUCAGAACGAGAUACUUUCGCUGGUCAAGGUAAUCAUCGAAA